Molecule: messenger RNA, 1439 nt
Organism: Psylliodes chrysocephalus
Lineage: Eukaryota; Metazoa; Arthropoda; Insecta; Coleoptera; Chrysomelidae
Source: the annotation of a GenBank genome assembly
CAACGCUUUAAUUCUCAGACAGAAAUGCAAAAUAAUGUUAGAUUAAUAAUAAACAUAAUUGGUUUAUAAUUUCUAUAUCAAAUAGGUACAUUAAAGUAUCUACGAAAGAUAAAAUCGUGCAUUCAUCACCCAACUUUCCCCUACCCGUAGAAAAUCAGAUGUAAAUAUUGUUCAUUGCAUUUAUUAGACAAAGAGGAUAAGAGAAGUCAAUUAAGAUAAUAAUUUUAAAAGUCUCUGAACUUUGACAUGAGUUUCUCGUGAAAUUGAUUCAGUUGUUGGUUGCCUUUUUAUUACGUACUUAGUACGCCAUUAGUUUUAAUAAUUCACCAACACAUGUCAUAGUUUUUAGAUUUUAUUAUAGAAUAAUUAAUAAAAAAAAAAUGGAGAAGAAAGUAAUUGUGGUUCUUUUAUUUGGAUUGUUUUGUGUUUCUUGUGCACAAGAUGAAGCUGUCGCUCCGCCCACUGAAUACCCUCCGGCCCCACCCGAAGAAGAUGAACCAAUUACAGUCAUGGAAAAUAAAUCGGAGAAGAAAUUAAGUGAAACAAUUAUGACGAUUUUGGAACAUUAUAAGCAAGAUGAUCCACUGGGAAUACCUGGAGCCCCCAUACCAGAUCCCAUGCCGAUUCCGGACAUGAAGAAGUCAUUCUCGAUGGCCAGAUUGAAUAUGAAGAACGUGCAACUCUAUGGACUCAAAAAGUUCAGAAUUGAACACGUGUUAGCUGAUGUGACUGAGAUGAAGGUGGAAGCCACGCUUUCAAUUGACGUAUUGACCGUUCAUGGAAAUUACACAUUGAAUACGCUGUUUUCGAAAGCAGCUGGUCCGUUUACAGUAAAAAUGGGAAAAGUAAAGGUCACUGCCAUAGCAUCAAUGGAAGUAGAAGUAAACGGAACUUUAGAAGCUCAAGAGAUGGAUAUGGAUAUCAAAUUUGAAAGUAUUGAUAUGGAUUUCCAAGGAUUAGGAUUUUUCGCGAAUAUGUUCCAAGGUAUAAUGAACUCUGUGGGGUCAUUUGUCUUCGACUCUAUUAAACCGUUUGUAUUAGCAGAAGCAAACACCAACAUGAGAAAAGACAUAAAUAAAGAAAUAAAAAAAUUCCCGAAAAAGUUUCCAAAUUCCAUAUCGCCCUUCGAUCAACUGGUAUGCGAAGUAAGAAAUCAAGUGCGCGCCAAAGGAUUCGAUCCUUAUUUGGUACCGGAUUAUAACAACAGCGUCGGUAUCUUCGAUGUUGGUCUCACCCAUACUUGGUUGUAUGGUUUGUCUUCGUUCCACAGGACCAGGGAUAUUAAGUUCGAGUUCAAAAAUAAGACCGUUCAUAUAUUUUUGGAAGUUGGUACUGGAGCUAUUAAGGGUACUAGUAAUUGGGAAGUGUCCUUGGUUGCAGGGAUGAUUGCUAAAGAUGGAAAAGUGUCUUUUACUGUUGAUUACAUCAGGGUAAGUUGA